UUGAAGGACUGCAGAGGACGGGGAAGUAGCAGGUCUCCAGGCUGAUCCACGCUGGGCCACGCCUGCUCCCUCUCUGACAGGAAACUGAUCCCGGGUCUGCGGGCAGAUGACAACUGUGUGUUUGCCAACUGUAAUGAGAGCAGUUUCCGCUGGUGUCGUGGAUCCAGCUGCUGCCGUGCCCCACGUGCCCACACCACCACCAGACUACCAGACUACCACACCACCAGGCUCAGGUUCAGUCAGACCACAGGACAGUUCAGCAGCUCCCCCACUUCCUGCGCGAGAAUCGAAGCAGCGCGGCUGAACAUGGGCUUCCUGUGACGCCGCUGUGUCUCUGGUCAAUUAGCGAAGUCGCAUCACUCCUCCGCCGCUGAGCCGUUGAGUCAUCUGCAGGGGGACUGGACGUCUUCACAGCCUUUCAGUCUUCACCUCGCUGGGAUGCUGUGUUCGUGAGGCCGUAGCUGUGUUUGUUCGGGAUAUACUCCGCAGCCAUGCUGCAGCAGUCAGAGCUCAUCUUUGACUUUGCCAGUGAUCGAUUCGGCCCGGCGCAGAUGGGGGGUCACCCAGAUUACCCCGCGGUGAUUGUGGAGCAGGUUCCCCAUCAACACCUGUUGACAUAUACAGGUCUGCUGAGCGAGCAGCAGACGGAGGAUCACCACCAGCUGCUCAAAGUGGAGCCGUGUGACAAUGGAGAGGAGGAGACCAUGGAGACACUUGUUGCUGCUGACUCUCUCCUCAGCAUGGACUGUGACGACGGCCUCUCCCUGGAACAGCACUACUCCCAGGCCUUCUUACCAUCGCUGGGUGAUGUGAUCACCACUCCCGUUACCCAGGUAACCGUGUCGGCUGAGGGGGUUGUGGGAGCUGUUGACCAGCCGCACUGGCGCUCGCUGCACAUGGAGAAACCUGCAGCGCAGCCGUCCAAAAAGAGAAGUCGGAAACCUCGGCAUCGACGGGCAGAGUCUCCCACACCAGAGAUCACAGUGAAAAAAGACAAAUACAACAAAGGAGGAAACACGCUUUACCUGUGGCAGUUUCUGAUGGAGCUGCUGCAGGACCGACAGGUCUGCCCGCGCUACAUCAAGUGGACCAACCCCCAGGCCGGGAUCUUCAAGCUGGUCAACUCCAAAGCUGUGGCCCGGCUCUGGGGCAGACACAAGAACAAGCCAGACAUGAAUUAUGAGACCAUGGGAAGAGCGCUCAGGUACUACUACCAGAGGGGCAUUCUUAACAAGGUUGAAGGCCAGCGCCUGGUGUACCAGUUUACCUCUCUGCCCAAAGACAUGGUGUACAUCACAGAUGGACACGGUGUCAAGGAGGAAGAAGAAGAUGACGAUGACGAUGAUGACGAUAACAACAGUGGCAACGAUGAGGGUGUGAGCGAUGACUCUGAGAGUACGAUAUCCAGCGUCCAUUCAGGGGAGGAAGAGGAAGACGAUUACCACCCACCACAAAAGAAGACCUCACUAGUGUCGUUCCGCGCCCCGCCGCCGGCGCAGCGGUCCCGGCCGGCCCCCCGGCCCCCGGCCCAGCGGGACUCCGUCCUGCGACCCAGCAACAGCAGCUUGAUCCAGGAGCAGCACCUGCCCAUCGUGUCUGCAGAGAUGCUGCGGACGCUGCAGAACCUGCAGAAGGUGCAGUCCCUGCAGCCCGCCGGCCACGCCUCCGUCUUCCAGACGGCCCAGCUGCUGGGGAGUCUGUGUGAGCAGCAGGCUGCUGCGGAGGUGGCUGUGGACGGCCAGGGGGCUCCGGGGACACCUCAACCUGCGUGGCUGGUGGACCUGGCCAGCUCUGACCAAUAGAGAACACCCUCAACAUCCACCUACCUUCACACACAUCCAUGCCCACACACUCCACACACUCAGGAUCUCUUACCGCUGCACCCGAAUGCCAGUGCUCAUAUCUCUUAAAUGUGCAAAAGAGGGAGAACUGAGUUUCCAUUUCAAAAACUGGCACAUUGUAUGAUUGGUACUCCCUCAUAAAGGAACCAAAAUCUCAAAAUGAACUGCCUGUUUAGUUUGGAAGGAAAGCCAGGGAAGACCAUAC
Cololabis saira (Pacific saury) is the source of this 2046-nucleotide messenger RNA. RefSeq names its product ETS-related transcription factor Elf-1-like. Gene Ontology annotation, molecular function: DNA-binding transcription factor activity, RNA polymerase II-specific; sequence-specific DNA binding. Gene Ontology annotation, biological process: regulation of transcription by RNA polymerase II; cell differentiation. The record is from RefSeq and is a predicted model, not a curated record. Bases 492 to 1802 code for a protein of 436 amino acids. NCBI's taxonomy places the organism in Eukaryota, Metazoa, Chordata, Actinopteri, Beloniformes, Belonidae. The transcript has 8 exons. Gene Ontology annotation, cellular component: nucleus.